Messenger RNA from Nerophis ophidion (straightnose pipefish), 4377 nucleotides. RefSeq names its product basic helix-loop-helix family, member e40 (gene bhlhe40). Gene Ontology annotation, cellular component: nucleus. Gene Ontology annotation, biological process: anterior/posterior pattern specification; circadian regulation of gene expression; regulation of transcription by RNA polymerase II. Gene Ontology annotation, molecular function: DNA-binding transcription factor activity, RNA polymerase II-specific; protein dimerization activity; RNA polymerase II cis-regulatory region sequence-specific DNA binding. The coding region runs from base 309 to 1421 and encodes 370 amino acids. The record is from RefSeq and is a predicted model, not a curated record. Lineage: Eukaryota; Metazoa; Chordata; Actinopteri; Syngnathiformes; Syngnathidae. The transcript is spliced from 5 exons.
AGCUUCAUGUGACUCGGCGGCGCGCGCGCGCGUGCGCUCGGAGCCGAGUACGUGCCUGCAGUCACAUGACGUGUUCCCCACGCACGCGUGCGCGCGCACACGCCCAUUAGACACUCGCGCACACUCCACGGAAAGCGCCCUCCCGCUCAUAACAGUCCGCACCUAAACGGCGACAACACACUUUGGAGUCCGGCUGCUCUCUGGGGAACUUUUAUUUUUCGCGCCUACUUUUUGUUUUUCUUCUUCCCCUCCUCUUCUCUUUUGUUGAAUUAAUACUUUUGAGUUGUAGAAGUUUUUUUCGUAGCAACAUGGAAGGGAUUACGAGGGCGCAACCGCCGCCAUGUGCGUCAAAACACUCCUCACUGGAUAUGACUGACAUGCAAGGAAUGGAUUUUCCAAUUUAUGUGUAUAAAUCCAGGAGAGGCAUGAAGCGUGUGGACGAGAACAAGGACACGUACAAGCUCCCGCAUCGAUUAAUCGAGAAGAAAAGGCGGGACAGGAUCAAUGAAUGCAUUGCACAAUUGAAGGAUUUGCUACCAGAACACCUGAAGCUCACAACGCUGGGUCAUUUGGAGAAAGCGGUGGUGCUGGAGCUCACGCUCAAACACGUCAAAGCCUUGAGUGGCCUGCUGGAGCAGCAGCAGAAGAAGAUUGCGGAGCUGCAGAACGACCUGCUGAUAACUGACCAUGGCGGCGACGGCCCGGAGAUCAGCGAGCAGAUGUUCCGCUCAGGAUUCCACCUGUGCGCCAAGGAGGUCCUCCACUACCUGGCGUGUCAAGACGCCAGUCGGGACCUGGCGCCGUCCCACGUCAUCAGCCACAUCCACAAGGUGGCUUCCGAGGUCCUCCAGCAACCAAGCGACGCCGUCCCCCAGAGUUCGGAGAAACCGACGCAAAGUACCGACCAGGCCCCGAGAUCCGCCGAGGGCGCGGCCAGGAACUGUGUCCCCGUCAUCCGAAGGACUUACCCCAGCGGGACGGGGGAGCAGAGCGGCAGCGACACGGACACCGACAGCGGCUACGGGGGCGAACACGACAAGCGCGACGCCAAAGCGCGGUGGUCGGCCGGCCGCGGGAAGGACGGCGAAGCCAAACGGACAGUCGACGGCGUCAAGAACGAGGGGGAGGAGCCCGGCGCCAAGAGAUCGAGGUUUGACUCCGAAGACGCACCGACGUCCGACGGCGGCCCCGGCAGCUACGUGACUUUCUCGCCCAAUCAGCAGCGGCCGCUCUGCCUCCCCUUCUACCUCCUGCCUCCCGCCGCCGCCGCCUACCUGCCCUUGCUGGAGAAGUGCUGGUACCCGGCGGGCAUGCCGGCCGUCUACCCCGGCGUGGCAGACGCGGUGACCAUGGACGCUCCCGUCCUCCACAAAGCUUUCAAACAGCACACCCCGCCUUUAACCUCGGACGCCAAAGAGUAGGAGACCUCCUGCUUUGGCGUGAUGGACACGGAAGUUCUAGAAGACAAACUUUCACUGGCUGUGCUCAGACGGCGCUCCGGAACACUGUGGAACCCUGACGAGUGUGCUUAGGGGAUUUACUCCUGGUUUUUGGACCACUGUUGUGUUGAAUGUUAACCCAGAAUGUAAGGGACAAAAAAAAACUUGAUGUUCCGACGCUGCCGAUCACGAUACCGACCAUCCAUGAGUAAGAUACCAACACCGAUCACAAGUAUCAACUGUACAUUUUUCUAUUAUAUCGAGUGCUUUUGACAGUUUUGACAAUAUCAACCAAAUAUUUCAACUGGUUCCUUAUUCUCUAUAAUUACAUACAAUUGUCAAUAGAACAAGAUAACUAAACAAUAAUGAAAAACUGUUGAUUAAUUGAAACUUUUAUUAGUAGAUUUCACAGUUCAGUACAUAUUCCGUACAAUUGACCACUAAAUGGUAACACCCGAAUAAGUUUUUCAACUUGUUGAAGUCGGGGUCCACGUUAGUCAAUUCAUGGUAAACUACUAUCUGGCAAGGCAAGGCAACUUUAUUAAUAUAGCACAGUGGUCCCCAACCACCGGGCCGUGGCCCGAUUAGUACCGGGCCGCGGAAUAAUUUUUUAUUAAAUUUUAUUUUUAUUUUUUUAUUUUCUUAAAUAUAUAUAUAUAUAUAGUGUUAGUCGAACCUCGGAUUCAGGAGAAACAGUGUGGUUUUCGUCCUGGUCGUGGAACUGUGGACCAGCUCUAUACUCUCGGCAGGGUUCUUGAGGGUGCAUGGGAGUUUGCCCAACCAUGUGCUUUGUGGACUUGGAGAAGGCAUUCGACCGUGUCCCUCGGGAAGUCCUGUGGGGAGUGCUCAGAGAGUAUGGGGUGUCGGACUGUGUUAUUGUGGCGAUCCGCUCCCUGUACGAUCAGUGCCAGAGCUUGGUUCGCAUUGCCGGCAGUAAGUCGAACACAUUUCCAGUGAGGGUUGGACUCCGCCAAGGCUGUCCUUUGUCACCGAUUCUGUUCAUAACUUUUAUGGACAGAAUUUCUAGGCGCAGUCAAGGCGUUGAGGGGUUCCGGUUUGGUAACCGCAGGAUUAGGUCUCUGCUUUUUGCAGAUGAUGUGGUCCUGAUGGCUUCAUCUGACCGGGAUCUUCAGCUCUCGCUGGAUCGAUUUGCAGCCGAGUGUGAAGCGACCGGAAUGAGAAUCAGCACCUCCGAGUCCGAGUCCAUGGUUCUCGCCCGGAAAAGGGUGGAAUGCCAUCUCCGGGUUGGGGAGGAGACCCUGCCCCAAGUAGAGGAGUUCAAGUACCUAGGAGUCUUGUUCACGAGUGAGGGAAGAGUGGAUCGUGAGAUCGACAGGCGGAUCGGUGCGGCGUCUUCAGUAAUGCGGACGUUGUACCGAUCCGUUGUGGUGAAGAAGGAGCUGAGCCGGAAGGCAAAGCUCUCAAUUUACCGGUCGAUCUACGUUCCCAUCCUCACCUAUGGUCAUGAACUUUGGGUCAUGACUGAAAGGAUAAGAUCACGGGUACAAGCGGCCGAAAUGAGUUUCCUCCGCCGUGUGGCGGGGCUCUCCCUUAGAGAUAGGGUGAGAAGCUCUGCCAUCCGGGAGGAACUCAAAGUAAAGCCGCUGCUCCUCCACAUCGAGAGGAGCCAGAUGAGGUGGUUCGGGCAUCUGGUCAGGAUGCCACCCGAACGCCUCCCUAGGGAGGUGUUUAGGGCACGUCCAACCGGUAGGAGGCCACGGGGAAGACCCAGGACACGUUGGGAAGACUAUGUCUCCCGGCUGGCCUGGGAACGCCUCGGGAUCCCCCGGGAAGAGCUAGACGAAGUGGCUGGGGAGAGGGAAGUCUGGUUUUCCCUGCUUAGGCUGUUGCCCCCGCGACCCGACCUCGGAUAAGCGGAAGAUGAUGGAUGGAUGGAUAUAUAUAUAUAUUUUUUUUAAUUUAAUCCACAUAAAAAAUACAAUAUACACUCACAAUUAGUGCACCAACCACAAAAACCUCCCUUUUUCAUGACAAAAGAAAAAAAAAGGAUCAAGCAAGGUUUUUUUUUUUCAUAGUCUGAUUUAUUUUUAUAGUGGGGAAGAAAUUUGGCGUGACAGCCUGUUAUUCUUCUAGCUCCCAUGCUAGCUCUUUGCUUUUGCCUUUUGUACUCUUGAGCAAGUUUUUUUUUUUUUUCAUAGUCUGAUUUAUUUUUGUAGGGGGGGAAGAAAUUUGGCGUGACAGCUGUCUCUCGGCGUGAAACGUGUUGAGCUUAAUGAUAAAUAAUAACAAUAUUUAAAAAUGCAGUCUAUUUGCCGUAAUGGAGGUGGUUAUUAUUAUUAUGAUUAUUAAUGUUAUUGUAUAGCCUCACAUAAUUUUACUGCUAGCGGCUUGUCAACCAGAGAGUAUCGGUGUUGGUAAUCGGCGUUAAAAGGCCUACUUUUUCACGGAAAUGGUCCCAAUGUGUCGGCAGGAUGUAUUUGCACACAUGAAUGUAAGGAGUGAACAGAACGGCUGUAGAUACCGCUUGUAUAGAUCUACUGAUAUAUAUCGCCACUCACCAGCCGGCCAUCUGGGGGAUCGAUCCGCAUCGGUGAUUGAUGAUCAGAACUUGUUUUUUUAUUUUUGUUUCCUCCAACAUUUGUGUUUCUACUACUCGUACAUCUCUAUUUUUGAUACGUGACCUAAUGAGUGUAUUUGCGGUGGCGGUUGUAGCCGUGUGUUGUAUGCCAGGAGUGUACAAAGCUUGUUGUUGUUGUUGUUUUCCACCCGUAUCGCAGCUACCCUCCAUUUCCAGUCUGAUAUCAGCUCAUGAUGCCUUUUGCCUCAUUUAGCGUGCACACUGAGGAUUGUUAACGUGUUUGCUUUACAUGCGGCAAAGAGAGUGAAUGUAAAGAAAAUAGUUUUAUAUGUAGAGAGGUACUAGGGGAUGAUGUUUUCAUGUCCGCAUUUUGUAAAAUAUUAAAGUAUUAAUAAAGCA